UUUUUCCGACGAGUGGAGUGAAGCGGACGAGAAGGAAUCCGGCGAGCCGCCUCCGAUCCGGCGAUGGCGAGGGCGCCGCCGCGCAGGCCCACGGUGGUGGUGCUGCUGCUGGGGCUGGCCCUCGCCUUCUGCCUCGCCGUCCUCUCCAUCCAGUCCUCGCUCUUCACCGCGUCGAGUGAGCGGGCGGCGAACAGGGUGGAUCUGGACUCCGACGAGGUGCGCGCGCUCUCGGGCUUCCAGUCCCGCGUCCAGCAAUGCGUGGCAAGCAGGGGACUUGGCCUCACAGCUGAUAUCAUUGAUCAUUGCAAGCUAGCCCUUAAAUUUCCUAAAGGAACCAACAGCACCUGGUAUAACACUCAGUUCAAAUAUUUUGAACCACUUGAAUACAAGUAUGAUGUCUGCGAAACUAUCCUUUUGUGGGAACAGUACCGUAACAUGACAACUGUGUUGACAAGGGAGUACUUGGAUGUGCGACCUGACGGGUGGUUGGAUUAUGCAGCGAAAAGGAUUGCACAGCUUGGUGCUGACAAAUGCUACAAUCGUACUUUGUGCGAAGAUCUUCUUAGUGUUCUGUUGCCUGCUAAGCCUCCUUUCCAUCCACGCCAGUUUGCAACAUGUGCUGUUGUUGGUAACUCAGGAGAUCUCUUGAAAACAGAGUUUGGACAAGAGAUUGAUGCACAUGAUGCUGUGUUCCGAGAUAAUGAAGCACCUGUUAAUGAGAAGUAUGCAAAAUUUGUUGGUUUGAAAAGGGACUUUCGACUGGUUGUCAGGGGUGCUGCUCGAAACAUGGCGGCAAUACUGAAGGGCUCCUUUGAUGAGGUUCUUAUUAUUAAAAGUUUGACGCACAAAGAAAUCAAUGCAAUGAUAAAGGAACUUCCGAAUCCUGUCUAUCUUUUUCAAGGUAUAGUCCUGAGAAGAGGUGCUAAAGGGACUGGUAUGAAGUCAAUAGAAUUGGCACUUUCCAUGUGUGAUAUUAUUGACAUGUACGGUUUUACAGUUGAUCCUGGCUACACAGAAUGGACGAGGUACUUCUCAUCCCCUAGGAAAGGGCACAAUCCACUGCAAGGACGGGCUUAUUAUCAACUUUUGGAAUGCCUUGGAGUAAUUCGCAUCCACUCCCCCAUGAGAGCAAAAAGAAUAGACGAUUGGUCAGAUAUACCAGACAGGGAAGAGAUCAGAACUGCGCAUGCUGCAGCCUUUCGUCUAAAAAGGCGUGAAACUGGUCAAUCAGAUCAAAUGGGGCCAUUUAGCAACUGUAAGGUUUGGGGAACCGUUGACCCAGAUUACGGACCUGUAUCAGGAACUUCAGAUAUGAGCGAAACACGAAAGAACUCAAACUACAACAAGUGGGAGGUACUCCCGUUUGAGAGUCUACGAAGGGAGGCUCAGGAACACCAUGUCCAGAUGGGUGGCGUAUCUCUGUACAAGAUGGAUGGAAACAAGCUAGAUGAUCUUGUUUGUGUGAGGCAUGAGCAUUCAUCUAGUUAGUGGUAUCAAAACUUUGCAUGGAUAUGGCAUCUUUACUCGUAAGAUUACAAGAGGCAACAAAUUCAGUUUCUCAUUGUCCGGACAGAAUAUUCUUUUAUUGGUUUCCUAGCGAGUUUUGUAGGUACAGUAGCUUAAUCAUGCCUAAGGAUUUUUCGCUAUGGACUUGGCUGUAACGAGAUUUUGGUGUCACUUGUAACAUGAACCAGUAAUCAGGAUACUCCGAAAUGCAAUUUUGUAACUUACACUGAUGAAUUGCAGGAUGCCAUAUGCUGCUUA
Messenger RNA from Oryza brachyantha (malo sina), 1764 nucleotides. Its product is annotated as sialyltransferase-like protein 5. The record is from RefSeq and is a predicted model, not a curated record. The transcript has 11 exons. NCBI's taxonomy places the organism in Eukaryota, Viridiplantae, Streptophyta, Magnoliopsida, Poales, Poaceae. Gene Ontology annotation, molecular function: sialyltransferase activity. Bases 64 to 1488 code for a protein of 474 amino acids. Gene Ontology annotation, biological process: pollen tube growth; pollen germination.